Oldenlandia corymbosa var. corymbosa is the source of this 2403-nucleotide messenger RNA. The record is from the annotation of a GenBank genome assembly. Lineage: Eukaryota; Viridiplantae; Streptophyta; Magnoliopsida; Gentianales; Rubiaceae.
AUGUGUCCCACAUACUGUGUGGAACACUUAUGGAAUAAUUUCAAGCUAAAGCACCCCGGAUUGAAAUUGAAAGCCAGAUUGACGAAUAUUGCAAAAGCAACAACUGAAGAGGAAUGGAACAAGCUAAUGGAUGAUUUGAAGAAGAAGCAUGAAGGAGGAUGGAGGGCCCGUUUAGUGAAUCCCGAGAAGAAUCUAAUUGUUAUGUUGCAUAAUAUUGUGGUGAUGGUGAUAAGGUGCAUUCUUGAUGACGUGAAAAAGGUGGAAUAUUAUGCUGACAGAUGGUACUCAAAGGAGAUGUACCUGAGAGCAUAUGCAAAUAAUAUCCGGGGGAUGAAUGGUCCUAAAUUUUGGAAGCGAAUAUCAGACCCACCCCUAUUGCCUCCAGAGUUUAGACCCUUGCCAGGAAAAGUGAAUGGCAGCAGGAACAAGCGACAUGAUGAACCCCACCGAGUAUACAAGAACCAAAAGGGUUGGUAUGAGGCCAGUAGGAAGAAUGAUGGCAAGGAGAGUGAGAGGCCCUUAGAUGGGCAGAAGCGAGCAGCACCAAAACAACAGCGGGGCAGACCACGCAAACGGGUUGCAGGUGAACCUUUGGCUGAUGAUAUGGGUAAGCAAAAGGGAAGAGGCAGGAAAGCACUCCCGAAUAGUCGAUGUGAAUACUGCAAACGCAGGGGGCACAAACCAAUGUCUUGUCCAGCACUAAAAAACAAACUUGAUAAGAAGAAGGAAGCAACCAAGCAAGACAAGGGUAAGGGUCAGCAACAAAUUCAAAAGGGUGCUAGGCGGAAGCGGAAUAACAAACAUAGAGGUAAUUUGCAGCUUCGCGAUGAAGACGAAAAUGAGUGUGAAUCUGCUAUCAUGGUGUCUAGUACUAAGCGUAAAGGAAAAAAUCAGGUCGCUGAUGGAGAUAAAAAUGAUCCCGUCGUCCUGGUGUCCAUAAGUAAGGGGAAAGGAAAAUUUCAGCUUUGUGAUGAAGAUGAAAAUGAUACUGGUAUCCUGGUGUCGAAAACUAAGCGGAAAGGAAAAAAAAAAAAACAGGUUCUUGAUGGAGAUGAAAAUGAUCCCAUGGUCCUGGUGUCCAAGAGUAAGGGGAAAGGAAAAUUUCAGCUUCGUGAUGAAGAUGAAAAGGAUCUUGAACGAAUUCUUGUUGAAGAUGAUGAUGAAGAAGAUUUUCUUGUUAUCUGGGUGUCCAGAACUAGGCAGAAAGGAAAAUUUCAGAUUCUUGAUGAAGAUGAAGGUGAAGAUGUUGUUCCAGUGACCACUUCGGUGCAUGGAGAAGCUUUGUCAUGUAAAUAUUGUCAAAUGACCAGUCAUCGGAGAGCUCAGUACCCUCAAGAACAGUUGACACGUGGGUUAGAAAAUGAAACUUCUGACGAAGAGUAUGAUGAUGCAGCAGACAGUGCUCUUGAACCAUGUGCAGACUUCUCGGGGAAUUUUGACAUGGAUGAAAGGAAAGAUCAGAAUGAAGAAUCAUUGAAGGCCAUUACUGCACCUGGUGAACUAGCGAAGGCAACAAAAAAUAAUGGUCAACUUGAGGACGUAGGGAACUCCGUCGUUGCACCGGUGCUAGAGUCACAGCCCUAUGAAGGCCCCAACAAAGCAUCGCCCGCCAUGGAAAUGGUGUCAAAUCUGCCCUUUACUCGAAAGAGAAUGGGCCAAUGUAGCAAGGUCAAUGGAGAGAAUCUAGGAAGCUCGGCAACUUCUCCAAUUGAUAUUGGUGUAGAGGAGAAAGAUCAGGCACGAAAUGACCAGUCCCAUGUAGAUAACAUCAAUUCAGUGGGAGUGAAUUCAGGACAAAACUUGGAGAACAACCUUGACAAUUGCUUCAAACUGGGUGUUGGUCGGUCACGCAAGGCCAGAUAUCGAAUGCAUGCAAAUGGGGCGGGUCAUUCGGGGAAAAAUUCUAUGCAAAAGCGAGCGAAUCAUCUUGCAUUGGCGAGAUAUUUACAAGAUGAUCUCGCACCCGUCCCUCAUGCAAAUGAUCACGCUGAAAUACCAGUACUGGCAGUUCCUCAUGCAGAAGUAGUGGUGGAUCCCCUUCAAUCUCACAAUCCACAAGACCGCUUGGUUUACCCUUCAAUGGCUAUUGUUAUUGACCUGCCUAGAAAACUCGAUGGUGGGAAGUUUGUUGGACCGAGUGGCAGGGUUCUGCGUGAAAAGCUUAUUAGAAUGAUGAUCAUGGGAAGCAGGAUUGGGAAGGGUCUGUUACUCACAAUGAUUCCAUAUAUGCCUGGGUUGCUCAAGAAAAUGAUUACGCAUCCAUUGGAAUCGUUGGGAGGAAACUUCGCGGGUGUGCAGUUAUCAAAAGUUUCGAUGAAAUCAAAGGUCUCUAGGACACCUGGUGUGCCACUCUUGGUUGACUAUCAUGUAAAUUUUUUUUUUAGAUCCUGGGAAGACAUGUAA